AUGGACGAAAUCAAUCUUGGUGUUACCUGCGACAUGCAUGUCCAUGUCAGAGACGGUAAAAUGUGUGAGCUGGUGACGCCUUCUAUCCGGGAAGGCGGUGUAUCGGUAGUGUAUGUGAUGCCCAAUCUGCAGCCACCGGUGACGACGUUGAACCGGGUUGUGGAGUAUAAGAAGAAACUGGAAAAACUGGCGCCUGAGACCACGUUUUUGAUGAGUUUUUACCUGUGCAAAGAUUUGAGUCCCGAGCUUAUCCAUAAGGCUGCGGCCCAAAAGGCUAUCCAGGGUGUGAAAUGCUAUCCUGCGGGUGUAACCACCAACUCGGCGGCCGGAGUGGACCCAAACGAUUUCAGCGAUUUCUACCCUAUAUUCAAGGCUAUGGAGGAAGAGAACCUGGUUCUGAACUUACACGGAGAAAGGCCGUCAGUGGGUGAAGAGGGCAACGAUAUUCACGUUUUGAAUGCAGAGGAGUCGUUUUUGCCCGCUCUUCGUAAACUGCACCAAGACUUUCCUAACUUGAAGAUCAUCCUGGAGCAUUGCACCACAGAGGCUGCCAUAAACACCAUAAGAGAUCUCAACAAGAAUGUCAAGCAAGCAUCGCAGGUGAAAGUGGCAGCAACAAUUACAGCCCAUCACUUGUUUUUGACUAUCGAUGACUGGGCCGGUAAUCCUAUCAAUUUCUGCAAGCCGGUUGCCAAAUUGCCUAGUGACAAGAGAGCCCUUAUCGCGGCAGCAGUUUCCGGUGAACCUUACUUCUUUUUUGGCUCAGACUCGGCUCCUCACCCACAGGAAAGCAAGGCAAAGCACGCGGGCGUCUGCGCCGGUGUUUUUACACAAUCGCUAGCGAUUCCCUACGUCGCAGAGGUUUUUGAUGCUCAAAAUGCCCUAGACAAGUUGAAGGGUUUUGUUUCCGACUUUGGAUUGUCAUUCUAUGGCAUUAAGCAAGAGGACGUUAAGAGUCGCGAUGAGCUUAUUCUCUACCGCAACGAACAACCGGUGCCCGAUGCGCUUUCCAACAGUCAAGAAUUGGUAGUUCUAUUGUUCAAGCCUUGCGAAAAGUUGAAGUGGUCUACCAGAUGGUCAGAGUCUAAAUAA
Molecule: messenger RNA, 1092 nt
Organism: Lachancea lanzarotensis
Lineage: Eukaryota; Fungi; Ascomycota; Saccharomycetes; Saccharomycetales; Saccharomycetaceae
Gene: URA4
Product: LALA0S03e07382g1_1
Exons: 1
Coding region: 1-1092 (363 amino acids)
Biological process (GO): 'de novo' pyrimidine nucleobase biosynthetic process; pyrimidine nucleotide biosynthetic process
Cellular component (GO): cytoplasm
Molecular function (GO): dihydroorotase activity
Source: RefSeq, a predicted model, not a curated record